GAAAGGGAGAGAUGGAGAAGAUGAGAGGACAUGUAUUAGCAGUGCCCUUCCCAAGCCAAGGACACAUCACCCCGAUUCGCCAAUUCUGCAAACGUCUUCACUCCAAAGGUUUCAAAACCACUCACACUCUCACCACUUUCAUCUUCAACACCAUCCACCUCGACCCAUCUAGUCCCAUCUCCGUAGCCACAAUCUCCGACGGAUACGACCAUGGAGGCUUCUCAUCAGCCGGUUCUGUCCCUGAGUACCUCCAAAACUUCAAGACCUUCGGCUCCAAAACCGUUGCUGAUGUCAUCCGCAAGCACCAGAACAGUGAUAACCCCAUCACUUGUAUUGUCUACGAUUCUUUCAUGCCUUGGGCACUUGACCUUGCAAGGGAGUUCGGUUUAGUUGCUGCUCCUUUCUUCACGCAGUCUUGCGCCGUCAACUAUGUCAAUUAUCUUUCUUGCAGAAACAAUGGAAGCUUGACUCUUCCCAUCGAGGACUUGCCUCUUCUUGAGCUCCAAGAUUUGCCUACCUUCGUCACUCCUACUGCCUCCCACCUUGCUUACUUUGAGAUGGUGCUUCAACAGUUCACCAACUUCCAGAAUGCUGAUUUCAUACUCGUUAAUUCCUUCCAUGAGCUUGACCAUCAUGAAGAGGAGCUGCUGUCGAAGGUUUGUCCUGUGUUGACAAUUGGUCCAACUGUUCCAUCAAUGUACUUAGACCAACAGGUCAAAUCAGACAACGACUAUGAUCUAAACCUCUUUGACUUAAAAGAAGCUGCCUUGUGCACCGAGUGGCUAGACUCAAGGCCACAAGGGUCGGUGGUUUACAUAGCUUUUGGGAGCAUGGCUAAACUGAGUAGUGCGCAGAUGGAAGAGAUUGCUUUGGCGAUAGGCAACUUCAGCUACCUGUGGGUGGUCAGAGCUUCAGAGGAGUCAAAGCUCCCAUCAGGGUUUCUUGAAACAGUGGAUAAAGACAAGAGCUUGAUAUUGAACUGGAGUCCCCAGCUUCAGGUUCUGUCACACAAAGCCAUCGGUUGUUUCAUGACUCAUUGUGGUUGGAACUCAACCAUGGAGGGUUUGAGUUUAGGGGUUCCCAUGGUGGCUAUGCCCCAGUGGACUGAUCAACCGAUGAAUGCAAAGUAUAUUCAAGAUGUGUGGAAGGUUGGGAUUCGUGUGAAAGCAGAGAAAGAAAGUGGGAUUGCCAAAAGAGAGGAGAUUGAGUUUAGCAUCAAGGAAGUGAUGGAAGGAGAGAAGAGCAAAGAGAUGAAGGAGAACGCCGAAAAAUGGAGGGACUUGGCUGUCAAGUCACUCAGUGAAGGAGGCUCUACAGACAUCAACAUUAACGAAUUUGUAUCCAAAAUUCAAAUCAAUUAAGUUAUGCACAUGGUGAAAUGUAGCAAAGAUUGUUAUGCUUCUAAUGUAGCAAAGAUAUUUCAAUAAAACCU
Capsella rubella is the source of this 1432-nucleotide messenger RNA. Its product is annotated as UDP-glycosyltransferase 74F1. The coding region runs from base 12 to 1361 and encodes 449 amino acids. The record is from RefSeq and is a predicted model, not a curated record. Lineage: Eukaryota; Viridiplantae; Streptophyta; Magnoliopsida; Brassicales; Brassicaceae. The transcript has 2 exons. Gene Ontology annotation, molecular function: UDP-glycosyltransferase activity.